Messenger RNA from Daktulosphaira vitifoliae (grape phylloxera), 1403 nucleotides. RefSeq names its product beta-parvin (gene parvin). Gene Ontology annotation, cellular component: cytoplasm; actin cytoskeleton; focal adhesion. The record is from RefSeq and is a predicted model, not a curated record. Lineage: Eukaryota; Metazoa; Arthropoda; Insecta; Hemiptera; Phylloxeridae. Gene Ontology annotation, biological process: actin cytoskeleton organization; substrate adhesion-dependent cell spreading; cell projection assembly. Gene Ontology annotation, molecular function: actin binding. The transcript has 8 exons. Bases 90 to 1202 code for a protein of 370 amino acids.
UUACUGAUUUAUUAUCACAUUCCACAAAAAAAAUUAAUGUUAGUACACUUAUUCAUAUUGUGAACUGGUUUAAUUAUUUUUAUGUAAAGAUGACUACACCUAGAUCAAAAUCACCUAAGUCUCAGACUUCUUUCAGAAAAGAUGACAGCAAAGAAGAAACAUUUUGGGAUAAAAUUGGAACAUUAGGUCGUAAAAAGCGUAUUAAGGAAGUACAAGAAGUUCAAGAAGAAGGUAAAUAUGCCAUCGACUCUCCAGGAAAUCCUGCCCUUGCUGAUGUGUCUCCUGAAGAAUAUAAUCUUGAAGAGAAUGAAGAGCGAACAAUGGUUGAACCAAAAUCAUAUUCAGAUCCAAAAUUACAAGAGUUAAUGACCAUAUUAAUAGACUGGGUUAAUGAUGUAUUAGCAGAUCAUCGUAUUAUUGUAAAAAAUUUAGAACAAGACUUAUAUGAUGGUCAAGUAUUACAGAAAUUAUAUGAAAAACUAACAAAUGAAAAACUCGAUGUACCUGAAGUAACACAAUCUGAAGAAGGUCAAAAACAGAAACUUUAUGUUGUACUUGGAGCAGUAAAUAAUAUUUUGGGAUUAACAGGAAACAGAUUAUCUCAACAAAAAUGGAGUGUGGAGAGUGUUCAUUCCAAAAAUCUUGUUGCCAUUUUACAUUUACUUGUAUCACUAGCACGUCAUUUUAGAGCCCCUGUUCGACUUCCUGAAAAUGUUACAGUUAAUGUUGUGAUUGUACAGAAACAAAAUGGUGUAUUAAAAAACAGAACAGUUAUCGAAGAAAUCACUUCUAGAUAUGAUGAUUUAGGUAUGCGCUGUGAACGUGAUGCUUUUGACACAUUAUUUGAUCAUGCACCAGAUAAAUUAGAAGUAGUUAAAAAGUCUUUAAUAACAUUUGUUAACAAACAUCUCAACAAAAUCAAUAUGGAAGCAAGAGAUUUAGAUACACAAUUUCAUGAUGGUGUCUAUUUGACUUUAUUGAUGGGACUGUUAGAAGGAUUUUUUGUGCCAUUGUAUUCUUUUUACUUAUCACCUCAAAAUUUUGAACAAAAAGUACAUAAUGUGAAUGUUGCAUUUGAUCUUAUGCAAGAAGUUGGACUGGCUAUUCCAAAAGCCAGACCGGAAGAUAUAGUGAAUUUGGAUUUAAAAUCAACAUUAAGAGUCCUGUACAAUCUUUUUACAAAAUACAAAAAUGUAUAUUAACUAUUAUUAUUAAAACAUAUGAUUUUAUAUUUUUAUUAAUUUUAGCACCAUUUGUUGUCUUAGCUAUAUCACAAUUUAAAGUUUAAAAAACUUCACAAAUUUUAGAGUAACAACUUAACAUAUGCUGAAUUUUUUUUUAAUAACACUAUAUUAAACAAAUGUACUUAUAUAUUUCUAUUUUUGUAAAUUUUGUAUAACAUU